CUCUCCAAUUGGUAAUAAAUUCGGAUCCCUAAAAAUUCUGGAAACUACGAUUCUCCGAUUCCGAAGAUGAUGCGUCUCCGGGUUGCUGCCGCUGCUAAGCAGAGUCGGCGAGUGUUUUCUCCCCGUGCUUCUGAGUCUGCUUCAUCUCCGGAACCUUCUCCCGUCCAGUGGUUUAAGUCCAUCAAGGCUGCUGCUUCCCACUGCAUCCUUCAAGGUCUCGUGAAGAGUUGCAACGCUAGCCCUUUGUGCGCCAAGAGCAUCUGCUGCUUCGCGACCAGAUCCGAGAAGUGGAAGAGGCGCGUCAACCUAUUGCACUAUACCGGAACCCCGUUGACCUCCAAAGUGUUCGUGUGGAAUAACAAGGCUUCUUUGAUCCGAGCUUGUGAGAAUGUAAGUCAAACGUACACGGGUACUUUGAUUACGGCUGUUGUUGGGCUCUCGGGAUUUGCUAUCACCCACUGGGUACGUCACUACGACCUGAAAGGUGCAGACAAGAGGUUCGCUGCUAUCGAGCGUCGCCAACGUGCUCUUAAGGCUUAUCAGGCAUACAUGGUUACUCGGUUUAAUAGGGAGUUAAACAUUGUGAAUCAGCAGAUGGGGAAGAUUCAGUAUGAGUUCUGCGAGAUGGAGAAGAUUCUUCAACAACUCGAGAAGAAUAACAAGAAGUAGGAAUCUUGACCAUCCUCUGACUUUUGUUUGUGUAAUAAUGAUUUGACAUGUGUUGUUUAUGCUUACUAUGAGAUCUACUACUCGAGGAAGGUCGUUUUUAAGUGA
Messenger RNA from Brassica oleracea var. oleracea, 774 nucleotides. RefSeq lists its product as uncharacterized. The record is from RefSeq and is a predicted model, not a curated record. The coding region runs from base 67 to 669 and encodes 200 amino acids. The transcript has 2 exons. Lineage: Eukaryota; Viridiplantae; Streptophyta; Magnoliopsida; Brassicales; Brassicaceae.